This is a messenger RNA of Dovyalis caffra, 2880 nucleotides long. NCBI's taxonomy places the organism in Eukaryota, Viridiplantae, Streptophyta, Magnoliopsida, Malpighiales, Salicaceae. The record is from the annotation of a GenBank genome assembly.
AUGGCUUCUACUUCUUCAGCUAUUAUUCCUCUAGAGAAGCAUGAUGUGUUCUUAAGUUUUAGAGGCACAGACACCCGUGAUAAUUUUGUCAGUUUCCUUCAUCUUGAAUUGGUGAGAAAUGGGAUUGAGACCUACGUCGAUAAUAGACUUCAAGGAGGAGAUGUGAUCGAGCCAGCCCUUUUGAGAAAGAUUGAAGAAUCGCUUAUUUCAGUAGUCAUUCUCUCCGCACAUUAUCCAGAUUCUACCUUUUGUUUGAGGGAACUCUCGAAAAUUCUUCACUGUAAGGAGACGAAAGGCCAAAUUGUCAUACCAGUUUUUUACAAAGUUUCUCCAGAUGAUGUCGGAAAUCUGUGUGGGAUAUUUAGGGACGCGCUUCUCAAGCAUGAAGAAAAAUACAGUUUGGAAGAAGUGUCCAUAUGGAGACAAGCAUUGGAAGAAAUAGCCAAACUGAAAGGCUGGGAUUCAAAUGUCACUAAGCCUGACACCAAACUAACUCAAGAAAUUGUUGAUGACGUCAAAAAGAAAUUAAAGCGGAUGCCUUUAUCUGGUUCACCCUCAAGCAAUUCAGGAAGGAAUGAUGUCCAACGAACACUACAUCUCGAAGAAAGAAAUGGAAUAGACCGUCUCGCUGAUAUGUGUCUCAUAAAAAUUGUCCGCAAUGAGAUAUGGAUGCAUGAUGUGGUGCAACAACUAGGUCGAGAAAUUGUCCUCAAAGAAGACAAUGAUCCUCGAAAACGUAGUAGGCUGUGGGAGGUUGAGGAUAUCCUCCAUAUAUUAAAACAUCAUCAGGGGACAGAAAAAGUGGAAGCAUUAUCCCUCGACUUGUUUCCAACUAAGAAAAUGAACUUAUAUCCUUUAAACAUGGAGGAUAACCUUAGAUUGCCCAAAUGGCCUGACAAAGGAAUAAACUUUGCUGAUGGCCAUCAAUGUCUGGAAACAAAAGACAUACAAGGUAUAAUACUUGACUUUGAAAAGAAGAAAUAUAGGAAAACUCCCAUUGAAAAGUUUAAGAUGUUUCUUCGACAAGGAGCAGAGGAUGGAGAGUUUAUACUUGACACUGAAGCUUUGAAAUCAAUGUGGAAAAAUUGUCCUUUGAGAAAUCUUCCUUCUGAUUAUGCUCCUCAUAAGCUAGCUGUGCUUGAUCUUUCGGAGAGUGGAAUUGAACGAGUUUGGGGUUGGACCAGUAAUAAGGUGGCUGAGAACUUGAUGGUUAUGAAUCUUCGCCAUUGCUAUAAUCUUGUGGCUUGUCCUGAUUUAUUUGGAUUGCUGCCCGAAUCUAUAUUCCGCCUUACAAAACUGGAGAAGCUUAGUUUGAAUGGUUGCCAAUUCAUAAAAAGGCUGCCAAAUGUCUUGGGACACCUGAUUUCUCUGAAGGAGCUCUCUCUCAAUCAAUCUGCAGUAGAAGAACUGCCUGAUUCUGUCGGAUCUUUGUCAAACCUUGAGAAACUGAGUUUGAUGCGGUGUCAAUCACUUACUGCGAUUCCUGAAACUGUUGGCAAUCUCCAGUUAUUGACUGAACUUGAGUUAGAUGGGUCACCAAUCUCAGAUCUUCCAGAGCAGAUUGGUGGUUUGAAAAUGAUUGAGAAGCUUUACAUGAGGAAAUGUACGUCUCUUAGAUCUUUGCCAGAAGCAAUUGGGAGCAUAUUGAAUCUUACAACCAUCAAUUUGUUUGGUUGUAAUAUUAUGGAGUUGCCUGAAUCCUUUGGGAGGUUGGAAAACCUUGUUUGGUUGAGAUUGGGUCUGUGCAAAAAGCUCCACAAGCUUCCAGUUUCUAUAGGAGAGUUGAAGUCUCUGUGCCACUUGUUAAUGGAGAAGACGGCUGUUACAGUACUGCCUGAAAGUUUUGGAAAGCUCUCCAGCUUAAUGAUAUUGACAAUGGGAAAAGAGCCACUUGAAUCUCUCAGCACACACGAGCAGUCAGUUGUCCUCCCAGCUUCCUUCUCAGAACUCUCCUUGCUACAAGAACUAGAUGCUCAUGCUUGGAGAAUAUCAGGUAAAAUUCUGGAUGAUUUUGAGAAACUGUCAUCCUUAGAGUUCUUGCAUCUUGGCUACAACAAUUUUAGCAGCCUUCCAUCUAGUUUACGUGGCCUAUCUCUUUUAAAGAAGCUUUACUUACCCCACUGCGAACAACUUGAGUCUCUUCCUCCGCUUCCCUCAAGUUUAGAAGAAGUGGAUGUUUCCAACUGCUUUGCUUUGGAAACGAUAUCAGAUGUUUCAAACUUGGGAAGCUUAACGUUGCUGAACAUCACAAAUUGCGAUAAAGUGGUGGAUAUUCCAGGCAUUGAAUGCUUGAAAUCCCUGAAAUGGCUAUAUAUGAGCAAUUGCAAGGCAUGCUCCUUGAAAGUGAAGAGAAGACUAUCCAAGGUUUGCUUGAGGAACAUACGCAACCUAAGUAUCCCUGGUACCAAAAUCCCAGAUUGGUUUUCUCAAGAAGAUGUAAUUUAUUUAGACAAAAGAAACCGUGAAAUCAAAGCUGUGAUUAUAGGUGUAGUCGUCUCCCUCAGCCGUCUGAUACGGGAGGACUUGAGAUAUUCCCCAGUUUUACCAGACAUCCUGGUCAAUGUACUUGAUCAAAAUAGACCUAUUUUCAGCACCACGUUGUACUUAAAGGGAAUACCGAAUUGUCAUGCAGAUCAAAUCCACUUAUGUCGAUAUUCGCAUUUCGAUCCUUUUGUUUUAAUGUUGAAAGAUGGCUUUAAGAUAGAGGUAAGAAAACGAAAUCCACCUAUGAUUGAAGGGGUUGAGCUGAAGAAGUAUGGAAUCCAUCUGGUUUAUGAAGAUGACGACGAUUAUGGUGGAAAUGAAGAAUCCUUGGAAGAAAGACAUCAAUCUGUGUCACUAAAACUGGCCAAUUUUUUCAAUUCAUAUGCAAGAAGAUAG